GAAAUUUUGGUUCUUACCGGACCCCACAUACCGUGUACACACUUAGUAGCCGCGCUUUGUAGAGAAGAAGAUCUAGGGAAUGUUAACGGCAAAGUGACCGAUUCUGUUUUCUUUUAAUUUUUGAGAGGACAGAAUAUUGUUAUUGAAUGCAAACUCUAGAAAAUCACUGUUAAUUUCCUCACUUCACUUUGAAAGAGACUUGAGAAAGGUAUGAGAAUAUGAUGUUUUUGUACAUUUUGGUUACUUGUUAGAUGGCGACAGUAUCGCCAUCUCCAGAUUCUGCACCUUCUAAUAUCCCACCAACUUCCUCUCCCACACCUCCACUGCCUUCUUCUCCACCACAAUCUUUAACCCCACCAGAACCUUCCACAACACCGCCUCCCCCAGAUACUAGCCAACCUAAUGCCAGUCCACCGGAAUCUUCCGCCCCGUCCCCUCCAUCUUUACCGCCAAAUGCUCCACCACCAACCAAUGUGGGAACUCCACCUGUCACACCACCACCAGUAGACUCAUCCCCCCCACCUAGUACAAGUGUACCACCCCCUUCCACACCUGAAUCCCCUCCUCCGCCCUCUUCCGAUACUCCACCACCAGCCCCCGAUAUUUCAACACCACCGCCAACAACAACCAGUCCACCAAGUAGUUCACCUCCACCUGAAGUUGUCCCACCACCUUCAUCACCAGCCAACCCACCUACAAGUUUGCCUUCACCACCUGCAGUAUCUAACCCACCUACAAGUCCGCCAGCACCAACUACGCCUCCCCCAAGUUCACCACCAUCAACAAUUACUCCUCCAGCAAGUUCUCCUCCACCACCAUCAGUGAACCCACCUGAUAAUCCACCUCCUUCCCCGCCAUCGUCAAAUCCUCCUGCAGAUUCUCCACCUUCACCAGCAUCUCGACCACCAGAAAAUUCACCUCCUCCCCAAGCACCCACUCCACCUGAAAGUUCGCCACCACCUUCACCACCAUCAUCACAGCCGCCUCAAAGCUCACCUUCUCCACCUGUCGUAUUGCCUCCUAGGAGUUCACCUCCACCCUCUAGAGGUAGCCCACCUCCAUCUUCUAGAGGUAGCCCACCUCCACUUGAUCCUGAUCCAGCUUCUCCGCCAUCCGAGUUACAAAUUUCUCCACCGUCCCCAGGUUCUGUCCCGUCUGCUCCUGGUUUACCAGCUAAUAGACCAAGUCCUGAUGCACCUGAAACUGCAAAUAAUGCCACCAGCAAUGGGGGAAUUGGAACGGGUGCAACUGUUGCUAUUGGUGUAGUAGUUGGGCUUCUAAUGCUUGGACUCAUUGGUUUGAUUGGUGUGUGGGUCUAUAAGCGCAAGAAAAAGUCUUCUGGGUCAUAUGAUGGCCAUGUCAUUCCUGCUUCAAUAGGCUCUUCUCCACGAUCAGAUGGAAAACUGUUGGUGAAGACUGAGUAUCCAGGUUCAACCUUUGUGGGAGGCUCUGGUAGUGAUACACCCACUGAUCAUGGUGGAUAUGGCCAUUCAAGGUCCUGGUUUACUUAUCCAGAAUUAUAUGAGGCUACCAGUGGAUUUUCUGAUGAGAAGCUUCUAGGGGAAGGUGGAUUUGGUCGUGUAUAUAAAGGACUUCUAGCAGAUGGCAGAGUAGUAGCUGUGAAGCAGCUGAAUAUUGGUGGUGGACAGGGGGAGCGUGAAUUUAAAGCAGAAGUGGAGAUAAUAAGUCGCAUACACCACAGGCAUUUGGUUUCUCUUGUUGGCUACUGCAUCUCAGAGAGUAAAAGGCUGCUUGUUUAUGACUAUGUUUCUAACAACACACUUCAUUUCCAUCUUCAUGGAAAAGGUAGGCCAGUCAUGGACUGGGAAACACGUGUUAAGAUUGCUGUAGGUGCUGCUCGUGGUAUGACGUAUCUUCAUGAAGAUUGCCAUCCACGAAUAAUUCACAGAGAUAUUAAAUCGUCAAAUAUUCUGUUAGAUAACAACUUUGAGGCUCAGGUUGCAGACUUUGGACUUGCGAAAUUGGCAAUGGACGCAGAGACACAUGUUAGUACUCGUGUUAUGGGAACGUUUGGAUAUAUGGCGCCUGAGUAUGCUACAACUGGUAAAUUGACUGAGAAAUCAGAUGUGUUCUCUUUUGGGGUUGUCCUUUUAGAGCUUAUAACUGGACGUAAGCCCGUGGAUGAAUCUCAACCUUUGGGAGAUGAAAGUCUUGUUGAAUGGGCACGACCUUUGCUGUCACAUGCGCUUGAGACGGGAGAAUUGGAAUGUCUUGUAGAUGCUCGUCUUGAAAAGAACUAUAUUGAGAGUGAGAUGUUGCGAAUGAUUGAGGCAGCUGCAGCUUGCGUGAGACAUUCGGCAGUGAAGAGACCAAGAAUGGGACUGGUUGUCAGAGCUCUUAGCAUGUCUGACUCUGGAGAUUUAUCUAAUGGAUUGAGGGUGGGUGAAAGUCAGGUCUAUGAUUCUGCGCAGCAAUCUGCUGAAAUUAGAUGGUUUCGGAGGAUGGCAUUUGGUAGUCAAGAUAUUAGUACUGAUUUUUUCAGUAAUCCCAGCCAGACACACGGGUUUUCUGGCCAGAGCAGGCAGAAUGUAGAUUCUUCAACUCAGCAUCAGCAUAACCGAAAUUCUCAGAAUGCAGGGUUGCUUAACCAAAAUUGGAAUAACGUGAACUCGACCGAGCAUCAUUCAACCCAACAUAACCAGAGUAAUAGGAGCCCAAGUCUAUAUAGGGAAGAUAGUGUGAACCGAUGAUUGAACUUUAUAAGAAGGAGUAAAUUCAUCUCAGGGCAAUUGGAGUCUAAUUUGAUUGUUUAAAGGGUGGAGGUGACAGAAGGUACAGCUCCUUCAUUGUUGGCCCUAAAUCUAAAUGCUCUGCUACGUUUUAUGUAGCUAAUAGCUCUGCUCUUUGCUGCAAUUUUUGCACAGAAAUUUUGCAUUUUUUUCCCAUUAUUCUUUAUUAUUGUAAGUAUAGUAGGUGCACGUUUUGUUUAGCAAAUCAUUAUAAUGUAAUGAAGCAACCUUUUCCCUUUUGAUCCCCA
Beta vulgaris subsp. vulgaris (sugar beet) is the source of this 2998-nucleotide messenger RNA. RefSeq names its product proline-rich receptor-like protein kinase PERK9. The transcript has 9 exons. The record is from RefSeq and is a predicted model, not a curated record. Bases 252 to 2711 code for a protein of 819 amino acids. Gene Ontology annotation, biological process: protein phosphorylation. Gene Ontology annotation, molecular function: ATP binding; protein kinase activity. NCBI's taxonomy places the organism in Eukaryota, Viridiplantae, Streptophyta, Magnoliopsida, Caryophyllales, Amaranthaceae.